UCAUCAGAAGACUUUUCUUAAUAAAAAAAUUGAUUUAACAAACAAAUUCAGUUUUAAAUUAUUUUACACGCGACAACCCUGUUUUAAAUCGCUGCUAUCAAUUUGACGUUCAUUGAAACCGGACCAGUACUGGGGUUAAUUAAAUUUUUAUGAGGACGAUAAUAAUUAAAUGAAGAAAGGACUUUGUUUAUUUAAAAAUAUAAAAAUUUUUAUUAGUUUAUUUAAAAUUUAAAAAAAUGUUUUCUGGAGGAGAUUCUAGUGGAGACGGCUUUAAAAGUCGUAAACAAUUAACAAAUUACUUUACAGCCCCAACAGGAAACAUUGAUUGGGCGAGUUUAGCUCAACAAUGGAUACAAAUGCAAUCAACUGGUAAUAAUCAGUUAAAUGAAUGCAUCCCGGAGACUACAACUACUUGUACCACAAAAAACUCGAUUGUAAAAAGUCAUGAGUUGGUAAAAACAGCGAGUUCUACGUUGGAAGAAAAAGGUGAAGCUGAUAUGGACAUGGAUGAAGAAAGUGAUAUAGAUCGAAAUAAUGAGCAAAGUUCCCCCCCUCCACCGGCGCCUAAUAUAUCAUCCUUAUGGUAUAUGCAUCAACCUCCACAAUCUGCCUCCACGCCGGUUGAAAAAGAUAUUAUUAAUCCACAAAAUUCAAGUCAAUGGAAUAUUUGGCCACCGCAAGUGACAAUGCCACCGCCUUCUAUUGCAAAUGUGUCUAUGAUGAAUCCCACAGCACAUAUUCCUUCACUCAUGAAAAUCAAUGUAGCAAAUCCAAAUUCAGGCAAUAGUGUUGAUGAUAACAUUGAUGAAGGUGCUGGAACUUCAAGUGCGUGUAUUAAUGCAGCCAAACGGAAAAAACUUCCAGCUUGGAUUAGAGAAGGCUUGGAAAAAAUGGAACGUGAGAAACAGAAACAACUAGAAAAGGAGCAACAAAAUCAAAAUGUAUAUCAGGAUAAUAGUCCUACCGCUGUAGUACCUAAUGAAAAAGAACUUUAUGUAAAAGAUGAUAUGGUAAAUGAAAUUCACAUUAGUGAAAAAAAAAUGGCUAGUGAGAGUUCAGGUAAUGAAGAAGAGGAGGACAAUAACGAAAAUGCUGUUUUCACAGUUUCAAAUGAAUCUAUUAGUUCCAAAAAAAAAUUAAACAACGAUGAUAGAUACACCGAUAAUAUACAAAACAGUCGCAAUGAUAAAAGCUUUGAAGAAAAAAUGGCUAAUCUGAUGGUUGAUGUGAGAAGAACUUUAACAGAACUUUUACUGGAAGUGACAAAUGAAGAGAUUUCGAAUAUAGCUGUCGAAUCUUUAAAAUCCUGUAAAUUAAAAGCGUCAUCGGCACAACUCAUCCACAAAGUCGCUUUGUCUUCCUUAACUGGAAAGCUUGGUUUAACUGCAUAUGAUGAUUCUUCUAGUGGAGAGAGUAGCGAUUCAUCGAAUGAAAGAUCUGAUGAUGAUGACACUGAUGAAGAACUUAAGGUUACGAUACGUGCAAAACAUAGAGCAUUCUCGAAAAUAUCUAGUGAAAUAGAAGAAAGACUUGUCGCUUCUGCUGCGAUGGAAGAACAAAAAAUUAAAUAUUACAAAAAUUUAGAACAGCAAGGAAGAAAUGGCAAGGGCGAGGUUAUAGACGUAAGGAAACGAGACACUGACGAACAGGAUAGUGUAAGCUCAAGUUCGAAAAAUGUGCCAACAUCUUUAGGAAGAAAAGGUUACACAAAGGAAUUCGGUGAGACAACUGAAACAAAGUUAAUUCACUCAAACGGCAAGUGGCAAAAAGAUCGCUCAUCAUUUAAAGAACGUACAACCCGAUUUAGUGAUAAUAAAGAUUCGAGAUCAAAAUCUAUAGCUACUACAGCGACUUACAUAUCUCAAAUUCAAAAUUCGUCUAAUGUAAUAACGCCAAAUAUGUCUACCACGUCAUUAGUAUCAACUGGAGUUCAAGAUCCAAAUGGGUUGUAUACAGCUGCCAAUGCUUGUAUUACAAAGGAUAGUAAUAAAUUGAAAAAGUCUGAAGAAUCGUCAUCAAGAAAAAGAUCAAGAAGUCAUCGUUCAUCAUCUUCCUCUUCUUCUGAGACGUCAUCGAGCUCUUCUUCGUCUAAAAAACGUCGAAGACGUGAACAUAGCAGUAGUCGUCACCGUUCACACAAAAAAUCAGAUCGGGAACGAAACAAUGAACGUCGGCGUCAUAAACAUUCUUAUCGUUCUAGUGAAAGUGAUGACGAACACUAUUAUAAACGAUCACGACAUACACGAAAUCAUUCCCGAUCUCGCUCUAAAUCGCGUUCCUCCUAUUCCUCCACUAAGCAUCGUAGAUAUUAAUAAUUUUAAUUUAUUUUUAUUUUACUUUUAUUUUAUCAUUUCAAAUAAGAUAUUUUUUAUUAUUAAUGUGCAGAUAAUUUAAUAUUUUUUAUAUUUAAUUUUUUUUUUAUUUAAAAAUAUUAUAAAAUUAAAACUAAUAAAUAUUAAUUUCAAUAAAAAAUGACAAUU
This is a messenger RNA of Teleopsis dalmanni, 2480 nucleotides long. Its product is annotated as arginine/serine-rich protein PNISR. The coding region runs from base 237 to 2312 and encodes 691 amino acids. The record is from RefSeq and is a predicted model, not a curated record. Gene Ontology annotation, cellular component: nuclear speck; presynaptic active zone. The transcript has 9 exons. Gene Ontology annotation, molecular function: RNA binding. NCBI's taxonomy places the organism in Eukaryota, Metazoa, Arthropoda, Insecta, Diptera, Diopsidae.